Racocetra persica is the source of this 456-nucleotide messenger RNA. Lineage: Eukaryota; Fungi; Glomeromycota; Glomeromycetes; Diversisporales; Gigasporaceae. The record is from the annotation of a GenBank genome assembly.
AUGAAGAAAAAGGGUAUCAUAGAUAUUAUUUGUGCUAAAAGUAAAUUUAAUGAAACAAAAUCUCAAUAUCAAAAAACAAAAUCUAAAAAAACUCAUACUGAAUAUAUUAAAGCAACAAAUGAUUUAUACAAGGCUGCUUACUACUUGUCUAAUCAUACAGAAACGUUUGAGAUUCUUCAAAAAAUUCAAAAUGAAGGUAAUGAAGAGACUAAAGGUAUAAUCAAAUUUAAACUAGGAAGAAUGUAUCUUGGUGGUUUUGUCUGCAAAAAAAAUAUCUUUGAAGGACUAAGAUUAACUAUAGAAGCUACUAGAAAUGGUCAUACUAAUACUAGAGCUUGGGUUAAUAAUUAUGAUUCAUCUGAUGAUUUUGGUGCAUCUAUUGUUAUCAAAAGAGCACAAGGUGGUGGAGUAGGUGUUGGCAUAGUGCAUGUAGUUUCUAUAAGAGUACAAGUAACG